CGGUGACGUCAGAAAGGUCGUGGGUGAGAGGUGAUCGGGACACAUCUUGUUGUCUUUGUAAGAGUGGAGCUCGAUCACGCAGCCGUGUCUUCCCUCUUCCCCGAAUCCUCUCAAAACUCCCUCCCGAACCUCCCCCUCUUACCCUCCGGACCCUCGAACCCUCUCCCCUUCCCGGAGCGCGCGUCAGGUUGAUCGCCCGUGAGCACAGAUCCAGGGCUCUUCUCGUUGAUCAUCAUGGACUCUGGUGUGAUUGAAGGAGGACUGAACGUCACGCUCACCAUCAGACUGCUCAUGCAUGGCAAAGAAGUGGGCAGCAUCAUCGGAAAGAAAGGUGAAUCGGUGAAGAAGAUGCGGGAGGAGAGCGGCGCUCGGAUCAACAUCUCUGAAGGGAACUGCCCCGAGCGCAUCAUCACCCUCGCAGGCCCCACCACGGCCAUCUUCAAAGCCUUCUCCAUGAUCAUCGAGAAGCUGGAGGAGGACAUCAGCAGCUCCAUGUCCAACAGCACGGCCACCUCCAAGCCCCCGGUCACGCUGAGGAUCGUGGUGCCGGCCAGCCAGUGCGGGUCGCUCAUCGGCAAGGGCGGCUGCAAGAUCAAGGAGAUCAGGGAGUCCACAGGAGCUCAGGUACAGGUGGCUGGAGACAUGCUGCCCAACUCUACUGAGAGAGCCAUCACCAUCGCCGGGACCCCGCUGUCCAUCAUCGAGUGUGUCAAACAGAUCUGUGUGGUCAUGCUGGAGUCGCCUCCCAAAGGUGUGACCAUCCCGUACCGACCCAAACCCUCAGGAUCGCCUGUCAUUUUUGCAGGAGGACAGGCAUACGCGGUGCAGGGACAACAUGCCAUUCCUCAGCCUGAUCUCACUAAACUCCAUCAGUUGGCGAUGCAGCAGAGUCCGUUUCCUCUGGCCCCCAGCAGCCAAGGCUUCACUGGUAGAUCCCUCUCUCAGACACUCUUGCUCUGCGUCUGCUCCUGUCAUUGGCUGAUUGUGUUUCUCUGUUCUGCAGCUGGGAUGGACGCUACUGCACAGACAGGCUCUCAUGAACUGACCAUUCCUAACGACUUGAUUGGCUGCAUCAUCGGCCGUCAAGGUGCCAAGAUCAAUGAGAUUCGUCAGAUGUCAGGGGCACAGAUCAAGAUCGCCAAUCCAGUGGAGGGUUCGAGCGACCGGCAGGUCACCAUCACCGGCUCACCGGCCAGCAUCAGUCUGGCUGAGUACCUGAUCAACGCACGGCUCUCAUCCGAGGCGACAGGAAUGGCUGCAAACUGAUGCUGUCCGCCCCUUUCUCCUCCUCCAUCACAUUACGCUCUCUAAGUGCAAAAGAAAACCAAGUAUUUUCAACCCCUCUUUUCCUUUCACCCACCCCAAGCUAUGCUUCAUGGAUAUACACAAGUAUUUUAUUUAUUUAUUUCAUGAAAAUGUUUUUAAAAUCCCUUUGCGUACAGUUUUUAAUGUCUAUUUUCUUUGCAUAUUUUGUCAGUUAACAUAACCGUAUGGAAGUGACAGUGGAGAAAGUGGAAAAAUCUGAAAACACGUACAUGUUUUUGUUAUCUCAGAUUUUUCUUAUAAAAACAGAAAAAAAUAAAAAAGAGAGCAACUACAAACGAUAGGUUGACCGCUUUCCCUGUAUCAAAGAUUUAUUUAUUUUAAUUUAACUCUAGGAAGUUACAGAUUUUAAAAUCCUAGAAAUGGGCUUUAGAGAAGAAGCUCUGUUUUCUGCAUCAGAUCGAUGUGAGUCUGAGCUGUUUCAGGUGACUUGUGUUUUUUUGUUUUUUUUAUGGGGGGACGUUUGAAUGUGUCAUUCCUCAAUAUUUGUCUUUUUUUUUUUUUUAUCCUGAAGUUGGAGAUUUUGUUAGAGGGAGGGAUGGGAGAUGCUGCAGUUUCUGCAUUAAUGACAUUUCUGCUAUAAUGAUGAGUUGAAAAUAUUUCUUUGAGAGAGAAUAUUGUUUUUUUUAACCCUGUGGUGUAGAGCCCAGACUGGAGGAUUCCCAAUCAACAUUUAUAUGAUGAUGCGACUGAGUUACUGAUCAAUUACAUGACUAGAAGGAACUUUCUAGAAUUAACACUAGUUUCCUCUCUGCUCUGCCUGAGUAAUAGUUAUGUUCUCUAUUUUUAUUUCAUUUUUAUUUCUUUUUGUUUUGUUUUCUUGCGGGAGGAAGGAAAACCUAAAACUUUUUUUGUGCACGUUUUCAGAAUAUUGUAGAUUUGGAGUGCAGCUGGAAUGAAGAAUUAAACAUGCAAAAUUAAAACAUGAAAUGCUAAACCUA
Messenger RNA from Carassius gibelio (silver crucian carp), 2264 nucleotides. Its product is annotated as poly(rC)-binding protein 2. Gene Ontology annotation, cellular component: nucleus; cytoplasm; nucleoplasm. Gene Ontology annotation, biological process: regulation of RNA metabolic process; regulation of gene expression. Lineage: Eukaryota; Metazoa; Chordata; Actinopteri; Cypriniformes; Cyprinidae. Bases 235 to 1266 code for a protein of 343 amino acids. The record is from RefSeq and is a predicted model, not a curated record. Gene Ontology annotation, molecular function: mRNA binding; single-stranded DNA binding. The transcript has 11 exons.